Mesorhabditis belari is the source of this 849-nucleotide messenger RNA. The record is from the annotation of a GenBank genome assembly. NCBI's taxonomy places the organism in Eukaryota, Metazoa, Nematoda, Chromadorea, Rhabditida, Rhabditidae.
AUGUUCACCCGACUCUAUCGACACUCACACGAGAUUCUUCGAUGGUUGGACUCGAAUCAGACAGCCGAGAAAGAGAAAUUCGAGCACAUGCAGAAGAAGUUGAAACAAUUGAGCAGUCCGAUCAUCACACGACUCUAUCAGGGAUCCGGCGGUUCUGGAGGAAGGCCAGGUGGUGCACCGGGUGCCCUGCGUGGAGGCGGACAAGGAGAAGGACAAUUGAAGAAAAUGACGGUGGCUGCUCUCCUCUACUACUCAUCACAUCUGCAAAAGGGAUUCCCGUUUCUGCCCGGAGAUCACGAAGCAAGACGACAGAAGAUCAUCGCAGCAGUCGGAAAACCAAGGGCAAUGUCUCGGAUUAGUAAACUUGAUCGCCUUCCGUUGGAUUUCCACGCCGGUUUGACGAGUCUUCAAUCGGUUGAAGAAGCUGCUCAAAAUGGGGAGGAUUCAAGGCACGACCUUGCUUCAAUUAUUCUAUUUCUAAACCGGUGCCUUGGCAUGAACGAUGGACAAAUCUCGUCUUUUUACACCAACGAAUUUCCGGAGCUAAAGAAAAACGUGGAAGCAAUGUUCAAGAAAAUCAUCGACUUUGUGGCUUUAUCAGAUGGCGAUCCUCAUCUUUUCCUCACAGCUUUUCCGGAGGAGAGAAGAAAUUGCCCAAAGCAAGCUGAUGUUGCGCCAAAGGAGGCGGUUCAAAGUUCACCAAUGACUUACGAGGACUUCGAAAUUCUAUCCGUUCUUGGCAAAGGAUCUUUCUCAAAGGUUGUUCAAGCUGAGCACAAAGAAACGAAGAAGCUGUACGCGAUCAAGAUCAUCAAAAGGAGCAAUUCAUUAAGAAAGAAGACCCUGCCU